UCGAACGUUUCUUCGAAUUUUUUCGAUAUUUUUUUCUCGUUUUUGUAGAUUCUAGCGUCUAAAUGAGUACUAAAGAGCAACAUAAUUGCGUUCUGUGUGACUCGAAGUUGGAAUCUAAAGAGGCACUGCAGGAACAUUUCAGAAAACAUGCAAACAAGGAGAUAGAUGCACGUGGCAAGCCUGUAAAGAACAACAAGAAUGCAGAUACUCAAUGUGAUAUAUGUAACCAAUCAUUUAAUACAAUAUCCGCAACGAUAAGGCAUAGAUAUAAAAUGCAUCCUAAUUCACCUACUAAAUUCUAUUGCUUUUAUUGUGGAAAACAAUUCCCUCUAAAGACUCACAGAGAUAAUCAUCAAAUCUCGCAUGAUGCAUCAGAGAGUGAAAAGAAUGAGCAUCACAGAAAAUGUGAAGACUGUAACGUUACAUUUUACAAUGACAAGGCUUGGAAUUAUCAUUAUCGUUCAAUACACAAAAGAUUGGUAUACUUAUUCCAACCAAUAGCCACUCCACCACCUAGUAAUAAAAUCAAACUGAACUCUAUGAACGAUGCAUUAAGCGUAUACUAUUGCCAUUUGUGCGGUGUUGAAUAUGUUAUAAAAUUCAAUUUGCAGCAGCAUUUGGAAAAGGCGCACACUAGAGAGGAACGAGAGGCUGUGCCAGGUGAUUUGAUUAAGUGUACAGUUUGCUCAGCAUUAUUUUGCAACAAGAAAGCCUAUAACGUGCACAAUGCUUACCAUCACCCAGAAGACUUAUAUGUAACUUCUGAGCAACAGAGAGUGCAGACAGUGACCAAAGUUGAUCAGGAUUUUGAUAUCAGAAGAGUGGAGCCUGUAGCUGAUAAAUAUAUACCGCGAUCUAAUAUAUUUAAGAGGCCGCUGACAAAAAGAUCAAAGAUAGAAGCAAAGGAAAUAAAGAAAGCAGCCUCCGCAGCCUCGGAUGAUCCUACAGGCAAUGAGUCCAGUGAUUCUGAGAGUGACAUUCCGCUAAAACAAAGGAUUGCCAGCUAACGGAGACUUCUUCUCUAAUCGCGAAAGGUUUUUUCUAUUUCUCUUUGAGAAGAUUUUCUUGUACAAAAGAUUUAUUAGAACUACUACAAUCAAGAUAACUAUCUAAUUUGAAGCUUUUUUUACAAUUGUUAUAUACAUAAUAUAUAUUAAAUGUUAGAA
This is a messenger RNA of Linepithema humile (Argentine ant), 1166 nucleotides long. Its product is annotated as zinc finger protein 81-like. Gene Ontology annotation, molecular function: chromatin insulator sequence binding. NCBI's taxonomy places the organism in Eukaryota, Metazoa, Arthropoda, Insecta, Hymenoptera, Formicidae. The record is from RefSeq and is a predicted model, not a curated record. Gene Ontology annotation, biological process: regulation of transcription by RNA polymerase II. Gene Ontology annotation, cellular component: chromosome.